AUGAGAAGUAUCUGUAUCCCUCCCGAAGAAAAUGCGACCAUCUGCCGGAGUUAUAUCCAGCUCACCAUGUCUUCCCACAUAGUCCCAAGAGAUCGUUUCCAACAUGUACCUAAUUCUCUUUCUAAAACCUCGAGACUUGUGUCACAACCCGUCGUUGUAUCAAUUUCUCAAGGGCCUCAGGACUUUGUCGACUAG
Molecule: messenger RNA, 195 nt
Organism: Colletotrichum costaricense
Lineage: Eukaryota; Fungi; Ascomycota; Sordariomycetes; Glomerellales; Glomerellaceae
Exons: 1
Coding region: 1-195 (64 amino acids)
Source: RefSeq, a predicted model, not a curated record